AUGUUUACUAAUUAUAAAGAAGAAUUAUCCCAAGAUGAAUUAAAAGCUUUAUAUGCAACAGGAGUUAGAUGUCGAGGGCGACAUAAAGCCGGAAAUGAAGAAUUCUUUAAAUUAACAGGAAAAAAGUAAAAAUUAAAUCUUAUUUUUAGAUUGUAUGUUAAUCAAUAUAGCAAAUUAGUUGGUAAUUUCUUAUUAUAAGCAAUCAAACUAUUAUGUUAAUCCUUUUUUAAUUAAAUAAAAGUUAAAUAUAGAUAAUUAGGAUAAGAAAGAUUUCAUAGCAGAAUAAGUUAUGUCUCUAUACAUAUUCUAUUAAGAGCUGUAGAAAUUAAUAAACAUCUAGAUGACUUCUUGAUAUAAGAAUUGAAACGUUCAGCUGAAAAAUUUGAAUAAUUAUUGUUAAUAUAGGCAGAACAUCAUGAAGAUGAAAGGAUUGAUAGAUUUCAACAUUACAGAAAAGUAAUUAAUAGAAGAGAAUUUAAAAAAAUUGCAUUUUUUCUUGAUUAUGUGAAUGAAUUAAAAUAAAUUAGCAUAAAUUUGUAUUAAGAAUAAAUAGGUAGACACCCAUUAUUAUUUCCUUAAAUUGAUAAAAAUAAAUCAUCAAAAAUCUAUUAAUUAUUAAUUUGGGAAAAUGAUUGGUAAUCAAAAUACAAUUUAUUUUAAGAAUGUGCAGCUAAAUCAGAUUGGGAAGAAUAUUCAAUGUUAAUUAAAAAAACAAAAAAAAACGAAGAAAAAAAAUAAGUUAAAAAAAAGUCAAAUUAGCCACCUUAAUAAUUUGAAUAAUAAAUAAUUCAAUCUGAAGAUAUUAUUAAUUCAGAAAUAAUAAUUGAACCUGAGACUAAUAAAUUAAAAUUAAAUUCUUACGAUUUAAUAUCAACAGCUACACAUAAAGUUUGUAAUAAUGCUUCUAAAUAAUAAAUCAAAUAAUUGGAUAAACAAGAAUUAAAAUCAUUUAGAGGUCACUAUUAUAGAGAAGGUUAAAUANAAAAUAAUUUUCCAAAAAUCAUAUUCUAAAUGUAUAGAUGA
Messenger RNA from Paramecium sonneborni, 1023 nucleotides. The record is from the annotation of a GenBank genome assembly. Lineage: Eukaryota; Ciliophora; Oligohymenophorea; Peniculida; Parameciidae.